Anopheles bellator is the source of this 1151-nucleotide messenger RNA. Its product is annotated as GATA zinc finger domain-containing protein 10-like. The record is from RefSeq and is a predicted model, not a curated record. NCBI's taxonomy places the organism in Eukaryota, Metazoa, Arthropoda, Insecta, Diptera, Culicidae. The transcript is spliced from 2 exons. Bases 124 to 996 code for a protein of 290 amino acids.
GAGAAUUCGAUCCACAAACCGGAGCAAACCACUUCCAGCGAGUCUGCCGUACCCGGAUCGUCGAUAAUGCGAUAAAAUUUCGCCCACCGUAAGAAAGUGGAUCUACAAGAGCACCCAGCCCCGAUGGAGAUUCCGCCGUCGUUCAGCAUAGAGGACUUCAACCUGUACUACCAGCACGCGUACAAUCCGUACUCGGAGUACGACAAGAAUGCCUUCUACGCGAACCAAAUGUCAGCCGCCGGUGGGCCAGGUGUUGCGAGAAACUCCUUCCAAAAGCAUCCCAAGGGCGUCAGUAGCAGCACCAAGCACCCGCCGCAGCAGCAUCCUGUACCGCCACCGCCGCACCAGCAACAGCAUCAACACCACAGUCACCAGCACCAGCAUCACCAUCCGUCCGGUCAGGGGCGCAGUGGGACGAAAGAGAAAAAGAAUGCACCUGCCCUACCCAAUAACCCAAACCAACCACAACAACAACAGCUGCAGCAGCAGCAGCAGCCACAGGAGCACCACCACCACCACCACCAACAGCCAGACACGAAGCAGCAUCCGCAUCCGUUUACCGUGCCCGAACGGCAGCAACCUCCGCCAGCAGCAACACCACUACAGGCUGAAGGCAAAGUGACGAUCAAGUCACUGAUCCGCGCGAAGCACACCCUCCAGCAGCGCAUUAAGCGCCAGAACGAGACGCCGGAACAGAAGGCGCUCCGGAGGCAGCGGAACGCCGAGCUUAACCGAAGGCGCCGCCAAAACAAGGAGGACAUACGGGUAACGAUCGAGAAGGCGAAGAACCGGUUGCGGCAGCGGAUAAAGCGCGAAAUCGAUCGGAUGCUGCGGACACGCCAGAAGCGUGACGACUUUCUGCGCGAAACGUUCGAGCAGAUGGCGGCCGUGUUCUCCGACACCGUCAUGCUACUGUACCAGGAUCGUGUGGCGAACGUCAUCCGGGACAUUUCCAACAUAGAGUUUCCGAAGUCAGAAACCGGCGGCAGCACCUAAAACCGAUGCACCGGUGUACAGCAAGUGUUGAGCACUGUUCCGGGACGGCCCCGAAAGCGGACACCGAGAAUGGCAGAUAGUGCGCAGAUGAGUGAACAAAUCAGUAGCACAGGCUUAGUGUGUAAGAACUUGUCAAGGGAACCGCAGCGUACUAU